Molecule: messenger RNA, 1670 nt
Organism: Rhizophagus irregularis DAOM 181602=DAOM 197198
Lineage: Eukaryota; Fungi; Glomeromycota; Glomeromycetes; Glomerales; Glomeraceae
Biological process (GO): proteasome-mediated ubiquitin-dependent protein catabolic process
Cellular component (GO): Cul4-RING E3 ubiquitin ligase complex
Molecular function (GO): protein binding
Source: RefSeq, a predicted model, not a curated record
UUUUUUUUAAAAAAAAAAAUGAAUUCAAAUAACGAUAGCGAAAUGUCCGAUAACUUUAGUGAUUUUCCAGCAGAACAAGUAGCUACUCCGGUUCUAGAAUCCCCUGACGGAAUUACUGAAGAAGAUUCCACUUACAUAUCCAUAACCGAGAAUGAAGAUAAUUCAGAUGAUUCUAAUGAAUCAAAUACUGAUAUUUGGUUAAUGGGAAAUAAUUCAAUUAAUCCAAUAUUGGGGAUUUAUCGAUUACUUCAUAGAACAUUGGAAAUACAAGAAGAAUCUGAUAACGAAAGUAGUUCAAAUUCAUAUUCAAAUGAAAAUUAUAAUAACAAUGAAGUUGAUGCUGAUGGUAUGAAUAAAGGCGAAAUAUUAAUGAAAUCGGGAGAAUUCGGAAUUAUUGAACCUUCUCCGGAUAAAGGAUUGAAUGCAGAAAAGUUAUUUUCAAAGAAUGCUUGUCAUCAGCUUAUGUUAAGAGAAAUAUUACCAGGUCGAUUUUCAAAAAUUUCUUUUGGAAAAAAUUUUAGACCAAAUACUAAUGGAGAAGUUGCAGUUAAUUAUGGUGUAAGAGCAUAUUCAGGACAAUAUUCCCUAGAUGGUUCAUUCUUUUAUACUUGUUGCCAAGAUUUUCGUGUACAUAUUUAUGACACUACAAAUCCUAAUGUAUUUAAAGAAACGAAAACAAUUGUUGGAGAUGGAAGAUGGACGAUUACUGAUGCUAAUCUUAGCUCAGAUAAUCAAUGGUUAGCAUACACAAGUAUUACACCAAUUGUAUAUUUGGCAAAGACGGACCCUAACGUUGAUUUUCAAAUACCUCUCGAUUUCUCCAAAAGAUUGUCAUAUAAUUAUGGGUUAUGGUCAAUUCGUUUUUCAAAUGAUUCUAGAGAGUUAGUUGGAGGUGCUAGCGAUAGUAGAAUUUAUGUUUAUGAUAUCGAGACACGAAAUGUCCUUCUUCAAUUAGAUGGACAUGAUGAUGAUGUCAACGCAGUAUGUUUUGCAGAUGAUUCAUCUCAUAUUCUAUUUAGUGGUAGCGAUGACACUUAUAUUAAAGUUUGGGAUCGUCGAUCAAUGAGAGGUGGUAAAGAAAGCGGUGUCUUAGUGGGACAUACUGAGGGAAUUACUUAUGUAACCGCAAAAGGUGAUGGAAGAUAUUGUUUAUCUAAUAGUAAAGAUCAAACAAUGAAAUUAUGGGACAUUAGGAUGAUGGUUUCCGGUGAAAGAUUUGAGAAUAUGCAAUUGGAAGAUUAUAGACAAGGGUGGGAUUAUAGGUUAAAUAAUUAUCCUGGUGAUCGGCAUUUUAAACAUCCCCAAGAUGUGUCUGUAAUGACAUAUCGUGGUCAUAGUGUAUUGAAAACAUUAAUAAGAUGUCACUUUUCACCGAUAAGUACUACCGGACAAAGGUAUCUUUAUACUGGAUCGGAAGAUGGCCGUGUCAGAAUUUUUAGUCUUGAUGGUCGCAUAAUACAAUCUUUAGAUGUGAUAGAAGCAAUACGUAAUGAAAGAAAUCGUAAUACAUCUCGGCCAAUAUAUUUACAUCGACCAGUAACAAGAGAUGUUAGUUGGCAUCCUCAUCUACCACUUAUGACUUCAACUAGUUGGUCGGGGCCUCAUCGUGACUCUGGUGUUAUUGUCUGCCAUUCUUAUAAAGAACCAGAUCAUUAAUUAAUAUAUUAAUU